Molecule: messenger RNA, 1962 nt
Organism: Kockovaella imperatae
Lineage: Eukaryota; Fungi; Basidiomycota; Tremellomycetes; Tremellales; Cuniculitremaceae
Product: putative suppressor of action mutation 2-like protein
Exons: 6
Coding region: 119-1936 (605 amino acids)
Biological process (GO): Golgi to vacuole transport; endocytic recycling; retrograde transport, endosome to Golgi
Cellular component (GO): GARP complex
Molecular function (GO): syntaxin binding
Source: RefSeq, a predicted model, not a curated record
CGCAAAUUCGAGCCGGAAAAAUCACGUCUCGCGGUCAAGUCCAUCGAUGUUGUUAUCUGGCUUCGCUCCACCUUUUACAUACUUUGCCUGCCAUUCAUUGGAAGACGCUUGACAGGACAUGGCAUUAGAGCAGGCCAAGAGCAUACCUAAUGGUGUUCAUGAUUUGGACGGUCCCGAAGCGGGCCCCUCCAGACCAAAGGCUCUCUCGCCCUCGGUGCUCGCGGGGAAUGACGCUGGAGAUGACCUCGAGGAGUCUGAAAACUUGGAAAGGCUACAACUUCUCAAAUGUCAGGACGAGUACUUAGAGCUACGGCGCUCCGUGCAGGCCAGUACCGAACUCUUAUCUGGAUUGUCGUCCUAUCUGUCGACAUUUCAGAACGAUUUGUCAGCAGUCUCUGGACAAGUCUCAGAGCUGCAAGAUCGGAGUUCGGCCAUUGACGCAAAGCUGCAGGGCCGUAAGGCUGUCUUACCUUCGUUGUCCGCCUUGGUCGAUGAGAUCCUGUUACCACCUUCAUUGACGGAAACGAUCCGCGAUACGAAGCCUAGUUCAGAUCCGGAAACGUGGCUCGUGGCUAUUGCGGAAUUGGAAAGACGUCUCUCAGCUGUCAAAGCACGUCGGAAAGUCAAAGCGACUCAACAGGUCAUUGCAAUCUUGGAAGGACUUCGAGCCAAAGCUUUGGAACAGCUUCCCCCUUUCUUGCUGAGUCUCAUUCGUCCGUUGAAAUCGGCGUCAACAGGUCUUUCUACCAAUCUGGCGGUCCUCCAAACGUCUGUCCUGCUCAAAUACCAACCCUUCUUCUCCUUUCUCCGGAGGGAAUCUCCACCACUCGCCAAGCAGGUCGAGAGGGGAUACGUCAACGCUGCUAGAGCGUACUUUGAGACUGGCAUGCGUAGAUACACGCGUGCACUGGGUCAAAUCAAGGUUAGAACAGUGGAGAAACCGGAGACCUUCGGUUCGAGUGAUGUAGGAGCAGCAAAUGGCAAAAGUUCAUCAAGAUAUGAUAGGCUACGAUAUGCCAAUCUCGAUGUAGAGGGAGAGGAAGGAUCAGUCGUCCUAGCCUACAUGGCAGAUGACAAGGAUUUCCGUGUCCCGUUGGAAGCCCUGUUCCGCUCGCUAUCCCUGGUUUUGCUCGAUAAUGCCUCUGCAGAAUUCACGUUCAUCGUCCGGUUCUUUUCCCGCUCUGCAUCGACUUUAGAGCGGCCGACUCCCUCUCGACAAGCAUCUCGAGGUGACGAAGUGUCAGAAUCAGGCAGUCGUAUCAGUCGAUUACCUCGACAGCAAGCUGAGCUAAACGAUGACUUCAAAGACGCGGAGCGCAUAUGGCACGAGGUCUUUGAUUCGGCCAUGGAAUACGUUUCGACAUUUUUCGAUACUUACAUUGUCGCCUCCCCACCACCGCCUGCUGUACAACUUCUGACAAUGAUAAGGUUGAAUGAUCGAUUAUUGGAGAUCUGCGAAGCGAGAGGGACCCUACCGCUCGAAUCUUAUCUCCAACGUCAAAAGUUGAGCAUGUGGCCAAUCUUUCGGAAAGAGUUGGACGGUCAUAUUGAUACCUUGAAGAAGCUCGCCGAUGGCGCAGAGGGCAAGGGAGCCCUGUUCGGCAGUAAAGGAGUCAAAGAUGCGACCAUCCGUCAAGCCGCCAUGAAAUACGCGUCAUUAUUCUCGUCCGUCACUGCGUUGAGCGAAGAGGCCGAUGAGGCGAUGAUCUACUCGAGCAUGUCCCGGAUGAGGACCGAGCUCGUCCGAUUAACUCAAACCCAGGCUAGCAAGAUCAAGAAUCCAUCUGAACGUCAUUCAUUCACCUCAUCAAUCUACGAAGUUAUCAUGCACGAAUUGGUCGCCGGGCCGGGAACGGUCAAUCAUCCGAGGAUACAAAGUGAGUUGUCCUUCUUUAGGACAAGGGAAGAAGAAGCGAGGCGGAGGAUGAACACGUAGAAUCACAAACCACGACGACAUAGACA